AUGGAUAAGUGUGGAGAAGCUUAUACAUGUCCAACAAGUGGUCAUGCAAGAUUGCAUGCGCGACAAGUGGCGGGGAAGAACUUAGAACACUUGAAGAUUCAACUCCGUGAUAUAAAAUUGGCCACUCAUUAUUUUUCUGACACAUACGAAACCAAUUCUGACAUAUACAUUACUUGGUAUACAACAGAACUUGGCCAUUUUGAUAAAGAAAAACCUUCCUCUAUAGAAGUGAAGAGUAAAAAUGAAUUACCCAAGGGACAUAACAUUGUAGAAAUAAAACGCUUCCUUCCUAGAGAUGACGAGCAUGAAGAAGAAGAAUUAUUUUUUACUGAACUUGAAAUGCUUAGUAGCAUUAAGCAUCACAACAUUGUCACUCUUAUAGGAUUCUGUGUUGAAGAUUUUGAGAUGCUGCUUGUCAUCGAGAAAAUUACUAAUGGACACCUUGAGAAUUAUUUUGGAAACAUCAAUGAAAUGUGUAUUUUGACGUGGGAAAUACGUUUGAAAAUCUGCAUUGAUGUUGCACGGGCAUUGAUUUACCUCCACUCUCAGAUGGAUGACAAAAGAUUCAUAAUACAUAAUAACAUACAUAGUGGGGCAAUUAGGAUGUACGAGAAUUGGGAGGCAAAGAUUGCAGACUUUGAAUGGGCGGUAAUCCAGCAUCUAAAUCAAAAGGACGAAACUCCGUAUAAAAGAACAUAUUUUGUGUCAGAUUAUCAUGUGGAUCCGGAAUAUGCAAAGACCGGUAAGCCAAAAAAAGAGUCGGAUGUGUAUAGCUUUGGAGUAGUUAUGUUUGAAAUUCUUUGCGGAAGAGAUGCUUAUGACGAAAUUUACCUUACGGAGAGUGAGGAAGGGCUCGUUCAUGUUGCAAGACGAAAAUUCUGCAAUGGAACAAUAGAGGACAUCAUAGAUCCUACACUAAAGGAAGAAACCGGUAAAAAGAGCAAUAGUCCAAUUAGAGGAGCCAACGAGGAUUCUUUGUACAUAUUUUCAAAAGUUGCAAACCAGUGUGUGGCGGAGACUCAAGACCAGCGCCCAACAAUGAAAGUUGUUCUCAACGAACUUGAGAAAGCAUUGGUCUUUCAAGAAAGUCGGAUAAAGUAA
Messenger RNA from Helianthus annuus (common sunflower), 1101 nucleotides. RefSeq names its product probable receptor-like protein kinase At5g59700. Gene Ontology annotation, molecular function: ATP binding; transmembrane receptor protein tyrosine kinase activity. The record is from RefSeq and is a predicted model, not a curated record. Gene Ontology annotation, biological process: protein autophosphorylation. The coding region runs from base 1 to 1101 and encodes 366 amino acids. Gene Ontology annotation, cellular component: plasmodesma; plasma membrane. Lineage: Eukaryota; Viridiplantae; Streptophyta; Magnoliopsida; Asterales; Asteraceae. The transcript is spliced from 3 exons.